Helianthus annuus (common sunflower) is the source of this 468-nucleotide messenger RNA. RefSeq lists its product as uncharacterized. The record is from RefSeq and is a predicted model, not a curated record. The transcript has a single exon. The coding region runs from base 1 to 468 and encodes 155 amino acids. NCBI's taxonomy places the organism in Eukaryota, Viridiplantae, Streptophyta, Magnoliopsida, Asterales, Asteraceae.
AUGGUUGCGUGGUGUGUAUUUCAUUACCGGCUUCCAACUGCAGAUGCUUUGGCACGGCGAAACAUUCCGGUAAUCACAGAGGUGUGUAGUAUUUGUGAGACUAAUAUUGAAUCGGUUGAUCAUUUGUUUCCAGGAUGUCCGAAGUUUAUGGAUGUGUGGCAACUUGUUUUUUCAUGGUGUCGUGUUCCGAAUUUCUUUGCCUUCCAUGCUCGUGAUUUACUAUCCUACCAUCUGACGGCAAAGAGUGGGGCUCGUGUGAGGAAAGCGUUUUAUGCGGUUGUGUUGACGACUUUUUGGAGUAUAUGGAGAGCUAGGAACGAUCACAUAUUCAAUCAUAAACAAGUGUCGGUCCGGAAAAUUAUGGAGGAAAUCAAGGUCAUGAGUUACUUGUGGGUGGUAAACCGUUCAAGAAUGACAGAUAUGUCUUGGGAUUCUUGGGGUAGAUUUGACGCAAUAAAAAUGAGGUAG